AUGGAGGGGAACGAGUCAAAUCGCCUUUCUCCCCUUUCUCCCCUUACUCCCGAUGAUCACGCCGGGAAACUAUGGAUAGUGACAAUCCUAUCGCUGAUCUACACGCUGCAUGUGGCUAUGGCGAGAGUAUACAUCAAAUAUCGCAUGCUGGGAGUAGACGACGCGCUGUAUGGCGUGGCUGUUCUUCUGCAUUUGGGCCAAUCGGUAGCCAUGUUUGUAGGUUUGUGCAAUGGUCUUGGCAAGAAGAAUUCCAUCACAACACCAGAGCAAUGGAUUGUAUCGUCAAAGUGCCUUGUUGCAUCGACCGUCUUUUUUAUCAUGACCCUGACUUUCGCCAAAUGCUCGGUACUGGCUCUCAUCCGACGAAUUAUAUACUGCAGGCCUGGGAAGAGCGAGCCGUUUUGCAUUGGACUCAUGGUCAUCACCGUUCUAUGGGGCGUUGCAUCGAGUGUAUCAUUCCUCAUCAACUGCAAUCCUGGUAGUGUGUUGACUGUCGAAAACCUCGAGCAAUGUCCGCAUCAGACAUCCCGUUGGCUAUCUAUAGCAUCGCUCGAUAUAGUGACAGAACUCCUCACACUCGCCCUCAUCGUUCAAUUGGUAUGGUCAGUAAACAUUGGCCAUAGUCGAAAGUGGCAAGUAGUUGCCGCAUUUUCAUUCCGUCUACCUCUUAUUGGUCUAUCAGGCGUUCACGUGGCAUACGCAAACAAGUUUCCAUUAUCCGAUGAGCCGCAAUUCGCUGUUACGAAAGCUCUUCUAUGGCAACAAAUCAUGGUCUCAUGGUCUCUUCUAUCCGCUACCUCGCCGAACCUCAAGAGCUUCAUGUCAUCUUUUAAUAUUGGCUGGGGCUUCCCUGUUGCGUUUGAUGAGACCAACCUCGACCCCUCGGAUCCGCUUGCGCUUCAGGAGCUAGGGAAAGUUAGUUGUCCGGCAGUCACUACAUCGACUCUAUCCUCAGUUGCUUCGGUUGCUAGUAGUGGACGACCGGGUAAUUGGAGGCCCGAUGUAAUCGCUCAUCAGGCAACUAUAACACACGAGAGUGACAGAACGUCUUUGGAUGAUAUAACUGAGGAGGAGAUAUCUCGGACAGGAAGUCACGAGAUGAUUAUCAACAAGGAAGUGACAUGGAAUGUCACAUACGAGGACAGCAGGUGUUAG
Messenger RNA from Fusarium pseudograminearum CS3096, 1155 nucleotides. RefSeq lists its product as uncharacterized. The coding region runs from base 1 to 1155 and encodes 384 amino acids. The transcript has 4 exons. The record is from RefSeq and is a predicted model, not a curated record. NCBI's taxonomy places the organism in Eukaryota, Fungi, Ascomycota, Sordariomycetes, Hypocreales, Nectriaceae.